Molecule: messenger RNA, 1529 nt
Organism: Exophiala xenobiotica
Lineage: Eukaryota; Fungi; Ascomycota; Eurotiomycetes; Chaetothyriales; Herpotrichiellaceae
Exons: 1
Coding region: 96-803 (235 amino acids)
Biological process (GO): spliceosomal complex assembly
Cellular component (GO): catalytic step 2 spliceosome; U2 snRNP; U2-type prespliceosome
Molecular function (GO): zinc ion binding; nucleic acid binding
Source: RefSeq, a predicted model, not a curated record
CGAGCCUCGACAACAUCAUUCAACCAUACUCGUCCGCCUGUGCCACCUCCAUCAUCCUCUCCAUCAGCCAUCUCUCAAUCGAUUGAUCACUCAUAAUGGACUACCAAAACCGCGCCGGUUCCAAAUUCGGCGGCGGUGGCGUGGCAUCACACUCGGCCACCAACGCGGACCGCCGCGAACGGCUACGCAAACUCGCCCUUGAGACCAUCGACCUCGACAAAGACCCGUAUUUCUUCAAGAACCACGUUGGCAGCUUUGAGUGCAGACUCUGCCUCACGGUCCACCAGAAUGAUGGCUCGUAUCUCGCACACACGCAGGGCCGCAAGCACCAGACCAAUCUGGCUCGUCGAGCGGCGCGGGAACAAAAGGAGGCGCAAAAGGAUGGACAAAUGCUUCCAGGCAUGAUGGGUGUGCAGGUUAAGAAGAAUAUGGUCAAGAUCGGCCGCCCAGGAUACAAGAUCACCAAGAUCCGCGAUCCGCUGACAAGACAAGUCGGGUUGCUCUUCCAGCUGUUGUAUCCGGAAAUUACGCCAGGCGUAGAGCCGCGAGUGCGCUUCAUGAGCGCCUUUGAGCAGAAAGUUGAAGAGCCAGAACGAGACUACCAGUAUCUACUUGUGGCCGCGGAGCCGUACGAAACAUGUGCCUUCAAGCUGCAGUCACGCGAAGUCGACAGACGGGAGGGACGGUAUUGGACGUGGUGGGAUGCUGAUGCGAAGGAGUUCUGGUGUCAAGUGCUCUUCAAGACGGAAAGAGAUGAGCGGUAUAGCAACGUACCGGGUCUUGCGCCAGUGGGAAGGAAAUGAUUUGAUGUUCCGAUGGAGUGACGACUGAGAAGCAGCAGUUAUGGACAUUUUUUGGGCCGUGGCGUUGAUGGGGUUUUCUCCCCCAUCGGCCAAGGGCAUAGACCCAAGAGUUAUGGCAUGGUAUCUUAUGUCGGAUACAUGGGUUCGACCGACAAAGAUCCUCUGCAGGUGCUCCGGCCUUUCACCAAGAAGAACGGGAAAAUCCGCAUUCCACAUGUCCUUCAGGCACAUAACUCUCCACGACACCAGGCAGAGGUUCCAUCCACACUAUCUCCGAUACCCGUUUCGGAGACAUGCGAGAUUGCCUGUGCGACGACUGUAGGGCCAUUUGAGAGAGAUGAUGCGCGAGAGCGCGUCGAGUUUCAGGUAUCACGGGUUUAGGAUCUGAAAAUCUAAGCUUCGUGACGGCGAGGGCGGAUACGCAGGAGGGACUGUGGUGCGCUGUUUAUGUGGGCCAGUAUGUGUCAUGCGACUCAGUUGUGUGUCAGUCGCAUGAUUGCAGAGGGCUGGAACAUAGCCACGUCUGCUGAAAUGACAACCACCACUCGGCGUCCUCAUGGGUGCUCGAGCAGGAUGUGAAGAAGAGCAGGCAAGAAGUCAAGUACAGACUCCAGCGACGGGCGAUACCAACUUGCUCACAGGGCAUGAAAUCGUUCGAAGCAGAAAAGUGCGGAAAGCCAAUGUCAUCGCAUCAAUAGCACCGGGAAUAUAUCGUCCUUGACCCCG